AUGUGCAUUUUCUACCUAGGCUACCACGCCAACUGCCCCUCUCAUCCACCAGGUUUCAGCCACCGUGGCGGUUGCAACAAGACCAUCUUCCACGUCCUGGGCGCCCACGCUCAGAGGGAUCUGCUCCACCACAUCCGCCAAAAGGCCAGACCCAACGAAAGCCCAGAGGUAAGAGAGUGGCUCAAAUACAUCACUUCCCGGCAACGCUAUCGAGGAAUCGCGUGGAGCGAGAUCCGCGACCUGCCCCAGAAAGCGCAGAUCGACGCCGUCAAGCCGUGCAACAGCAGCAAAUGCGAUCCUGACUUGUGGGACCUGGUGGAAACGUUGCCCGCGCAGGAGCAGGCGCGGCAUCGCCGCGGGAAGUAUACAGAGUACUGCAGUGUGUGCGCUCCGCAGGUGCCGGCUGCGAAGCGGAUGUGGGAGAACCUCCCUGUGCGCGUCUCGCUGUGGAUGCUGCCUAAUUUUAAGCCCAACGAGAGGAGUUUGACUUCGAUGGGCUACAAGCAGGAGCGGACACGCGCGCACAGCGAAUGGGUGGCUCCUGAGUCUAACUGGGUGACGCGCGCUGCGUCAUCGGUGGGAGGAGAGUCCGCCUCUUCGGCCAGCACGGAGGUGUCGGGCUCAAAGGCAUCGCCGCACCCGUCACCGCGUCCGAGGAAUCGGCGGAGAAGUAGCUCGAAAGUGCUCGAGACGAUGGACACUUUGAUGGAGGAGGGCCAGGGGUCGGGCGGCGGAGACGCUCCAGGGGGGGAUGAUCGACGCUCUCGCAAUAAGGAUCCGCGGCCUCGCCAGCAGGGCUGUGACUCCGCGUCAAGUGGUUUGACUGCGGCAGAGAUGACGGGACACGGCAGGUCGGAGUAUUCUGCACUCGGUCAACCCGGCCGCGCCCAGAUGGCGGAGUCGGAGUCCGAAAGCGGCACGACGGGUUCGACGUUUGGAUCCAGUGUCUUCGGUGACGAUGGUGAGGACGAUGACAGCACCGAGAUUCAUGAUUCGGAAUCUGAGCAUCGGCGGCAGACGCAAUUUGAUAGGCGCCAUGGCCGAUACUGCUGA
Cyphellophora europaea CBS 101466 is the source of this 1053-nucleotide messenger RNA. RefSeq lists its product as uncharacterized. NCBI's taxonomy places the organism in Eukaryota, Fungi, Ascomycota, Eurotiomycetes, Chaetothyriales, Cyphellophoraceae. The transcript has a single exon. The record is from RefSeq and is a predicted model, not a curated record. Bases 1 to 1053 code for a protein of 350 amino acids.